AUGGAAGUAGAUUUCAUACUUAUUCAAAUAAUUUAUUCUGACGUAAAUAUCCAUCAGGAAAGUCACUUUGAAAAGCUUCAUUGUCGUGAUUCAAAUGCUGGUAAUGAAGAUCUAUUUUUGUCCAUCAAGGGUAACAUACUUAAUAGUAUAUCUUCUGACACAGUUGAAUGGCGCAGAUCUUAUAGUCGACCUGUCAAAUCAGUGAGACUUAAAGUUUCUUUUGUACCGUUCUCUGCUGAUAAUUUGUUUUCAUGUACUUAUGAAAAUUUAAUAAAGCAACCAGUAUUUCAUGUUUAUAUAAAUGAAUGCGCGGAUAUGGACGCAUAUAAACUAUCACUAAAAGAUGAUAUUGACAGUUGGCUGAAAGUUUUAAAUCAGCAUAAUAUUCAAGAUUGGAUGAUUGUUCUUGUAGAUACUUAUGACAGUAAAAAAGCUAGUAAAAUCAUACCCCGAACAACAGUUCUCGACAAAAUUCGCAAUGAUUUUGCGAUAAAACACGGAGAUAGAUGCUUGUCUGUUUUAAAUCCAACAAAAUUUGAAUCACGUUCAGCUGAAUCUUGGAAAGGAUUUAUAUCGAGAAUUCAGCACUUCCUACUAGUUGCUUAUGAUAGACAACUUAUAAAUUUUCAAGAAAUUAUCAGAGAACAAAGAGAAUGCCGAAAUAAAAAAAACUGGAGUUUUUGUAAAUACUUUAUUCUUCAGGAAAAACUUGCCUUUAUUUUGGAAAUGUUAGGCAUAUACGAUGAAGCUUUAGUGCAGUAUGACGAACUUGACGCGUUAUUUACUCAAUUUAUUCUUAACUGUGAUGUUGGAGAGCUUGAAACUUAA
Molecule: messenger RNA, 828 nt
Organism: Cotesia congregata
Lineage: Eukaryota; Metazoa; Arthropoda; Insecta; Hymenoptera; Braconidae
Source: the annotation of a GenBank genome assembly